GAAGAACGGAGAGGUCCAAUUGAUCGCAGGGAGGUUUCUUUGCACUCGAGAGAAAAAGUUGGAAGUUCGACACUUGCCGUUAUCAAGAAGCCGGCAAGCGGCCAAUGAUUUCGCGAUGGCUGUCGACAAGGACUUCCAUGCUAGGCAACUGUCGCUCAUAAAGUCGGCAAGAUCCCUCGAACAAGACAAUACGAGAACGUUGAUCGAAAAAAUCAAUCAACUAUGGCCUAUUCUGUCCGCUGCGAUCGGUGGAAAAUCUUCUGCCGUCGAGGAGAGUAUAUUACGAUGGUUUCUUAAGCACAUGGACGACAAGACGGAAGACGCAGAACGACUACGACGAUACCCUCUCACUUGGACCAUUCUGGGAUGCUUAUGCGAGAGAAUAUCGUUGUUCUCUCUUGCCAAGAUAUUUAUAGAGCGUCGCUUUAUUACAGUUUUACAACAUACCGCGGAAAACCUAUCAAAGGCCAACAAGGAAGUCAACGGGUAUGUUGCGCCGAAGAGCAUCAAAAGGAAGAGGGAGGAGCCUACCUCGUGGGAAAUUGAGCACUUGCGAUCUUCGAAGACGUGCAUCGAGUCCGCUACGGAACUCUUCAAGGCCCUGGACCGGCUCAUGGCCCGUCUCAAUGGACCGAUGGGACAAAGGGCCGAAGACGACAUGAUAGGAGCGGAACACGUUAAGGCCCUUUUUCGAACCUCUGCCCAGGACGCCAAGACACUGGUGGCUCAUUUGCUCAGGAUAUGCGUGGGAUCCAUAGAGUUCUUGGAGACCGGGCUGUCGGAAGAGCAGAAAGACUGGAUCAGAGUCUUGACCACCAUUUGGGAUCUUCACCUAGGAAGUAAGGACGACCCAUAUGAAUUUGCUCGACACCUUUACUUGCCGUCAUAUUGUCUCCUGGGCAAGCUCAAGGGCACGGAGGGACUUGAUCCAAUUUAUCCCCUCCAAGGGGACGGAGCUGUUAGAGCCGUCUGGAUCAGGCAGCUCGAGCGCUUCUUGAUGAAAAAUAUGAUCAACCCGGCAAGGUCUGCUUUUACCAACGAAGACAGUCUUGAGCUCUUGUCUAGCGCAAAUGCUGUAGCUGGCGGGCGGCCAGUGGCAUCCUGCUUAACACUGUGGGCUCUAGCCGUCGAGACACGGCGCAACGCCGAGGACCCAACGUCAAGAAAAGCUCAUGAAUCAUGGACUCAGGCUGUUUUCGUGCAUCUACUGGAAUUUAUCGAAAGAAGUGAGUCUGCAGACGCGGCUACUGUUGCUCAAAUGCUUGACAUUGCCAUUCAGUCUUCACAUUCCUCGCCAGAUACCGACACUCUUCGCAACGUCUGCAGGAAAUAUGCACUAUCUUCGCCCGACAGCACUGACUGGAUGCUCGUUGAAAGAAUCAUUUUAUGUGAUCCUGACGUGUUCGUGUCUGACGAGACGACGCUUGACGGUCUUCUCGGCAGAAUCUCUGCGUCCACGACUGAUGACAAUGACAUCAUUGUGUCCGGAGUGAUCCUUCCAUUGAUGGAAGCGUUUUCUGCUGCCCGUGACUUGUCAGGGUUUGUCAAAAAGUGGUACAAAGGUCUGACCACUAUUGAAGAUGCCGAAGCCUCUGUUCGCACUUCAUGGUUUGAUUCACGGAUUCGCGUUCGGUUUGCAAGUAUUGUGCAAAGCGCUCUUACUACUAAGCAACUUCUCGGCUUGCUGGACUGGCUGGACGGCCGGGCAAGCGGAAAUGGGACGUCACUGGCUAUUUUGAGUGCAAUCUGCGCUGGAAUCACCGAUGAAGACAUGGUUGAUGCGGUGGGCUUGCGAUUAUUCGAUGCGGCCUUCCGGGGCACAUCCAGUGAUGUCCCAUCCAAGAUAUCGGCUUUGAGAUGGCAGAUUGCAGGGAUAACGGCAUCCCAACUUGCCUCCGACGAGAUUAACAGACUAUGGACACAGAUCGGGCCUAGCAUGUCCGACAUAGUCACGAAGAGUUCGGUGUCUGAUCCCGUCACAUUCGAAGCUUUCCGCUGUUGCUGCUACCUUUGGCGGGCUACCCACCCUAGCGGGAAAAACGAAGCAGAAGUAUCGAGGUCGGCUUGUGUCUUCCUUCGUAAGGUGGUCACUCAACUUGAAGACGGGAACAAGGAUGCAAGAGAUGGCGUUGUUGGGUCAACGCAGUACCUAGAAUUGGCAUUUGAACUACUUCUCAACAUGGCUGGAGGACCCGGGCCUGAAUCUUAUACUCUUCUAGAGCUUACUUCGAGGCUUUUCCGAGCAUGCAGUUCUCGUCUGAGGGUAGAUGACCAAGGGCUUACUAAACUUCGCGCCUUACUGCAAAAUCCAGCGAUUGCGGACUUUGAGUCUCUAGAAGCUGCUCUCAUAAACCCCAUCCUCGCUGAUCUUGAAGGGGAGGAUGGCACUUGUCAAUGGGCACAACCACAAAGCAUUUCGACGAUGUUGACUCUUCUCAGCUUUCACUCCGAGGCCUUUACUCGAGAACGCCGGAAAAGAAUUAUGUCAUCGUGGAAAAAAGAGAGAUUUGCAAUCGCUAAGAUGGCUUCUUCCAAUGCUCAAUACGCCAAAACCGUUCUGUCCUUGCUGGUAAUCGUUAUGCGAAAGCCAACUUUCUACGAAAACAUUGGAUUCAGGGACAUUCUCGAGUUUUCAUUGGCCAUGCCUCAUGGACCCCCUGAGAUCAUCGCUCUUCUGGAGAAAUUUGUUGAGCUCACUGUCAGUCAAAUGCUUGUUCAUCCAGAAGACUCCUCAUUACCGUACCUCAAGGAUGUGUCCCAAUACGUUGACGACUUGUCUGCUGAUGGAGAACAAAUACACUUCGUCUUAUUGAAGGCCAUUGUAUCUGUGAUGAAAAAAGCAACGCUCGCCAAGACUGCCACCACAGACUUGGAAAAGGUUACCCAAAAGUUGCUCCAGCUCAUUGAUUACCACCUAACGUCAACUAAUUUGAAAAAAAUCCAGAAGAUUGGCGAAGAUGACGAUAGACUCUUCCAACUUGCCAUGACGUUGGAUGCCACGGACUGCGUCAAAGAAGACAUAUCAGCUCGGCCCAUUAAAUUGACAUCCAAGACGGUCGAUAGACUAGAUACAGCUGCUGGUGUUUUCAUCACUAACGGCAAGGAGACGGGCUGGAAACUGCGGACAUUCCUGGCUCGAAACAGGAAAAAUCCACUCGAGCCCAAGGGUUUCAUUGAGCAGCUGGAUGAGGAAUACCCGAAGACUCCAAACAAACAGCUUGUCUACGACUUUGUGGACGCUGCUCUCAGAGAUGAAGAUGACAAUGCGAAGCUAGCAUUCCUAUUUCAAAUGAUGCACGCCAUCGGGGACAAGUGUUCGAGUGUGGGGCUCUUGGCCAUCAUGAAGAUUGUGGACAGGAUCCCAGGUUCAUCGGUCUUGUCAAUUCCUGUAGGAGACAAGGAGACCUUCGACCUAGCAAAACUCCACAAUUAUUUGGCUACCUUGCUCAGCAAAGCUACUUCGUUGGAACACUUUAAGAGUAUCGCGCAAAUUUCAGACCUGCUCCUCGACAAACACGCAAGCUCUCUAUCACAAUUUAGUGUUGAGCUCACAUUGGCACGCGUGGUGGCCAUAUGUUCUCCAGACGGUCCAACACUAGCCAGUGAGACGCCGGUUGCCGGUGAAGUCUUUGGGAAGCUAUAUCAACUAAUGGCAACCAUCAUCAAACGGCACCGCCUUCGACUGGAAGGCCGCCAACACGUCCUUCUCCCUGCUCUCCAGACCCUCCUGCGAGUUCUUCUUGCCAACCCCACAUCCGAUAAGAACACACCACCAUGGUUGGACGCGCCCCUAAAAGCAAGGCAUGCGGCCCUAUUCACCCGCCUCAUAACGCUCAUCUGCGAGCCCAGCGCCGCGACUGUGGCGAGGUCAAGGACGAGCUCCCUGGACUCGGCGGUCGACGCUGCGAAACGGUCGGCGGGGCAGUACAUGUUCUGGGUUCUGGCAGAUUACUUCAAGCUGCAGCUGGAGGGUGCGGGUUUGAUUUCGAGGGAGGUUAGGAACGAGCUCGCACCAGGGGUUUACUCGAUUUUGAGUAUUACGACGGAAGGCGGGAGGAGGACAUUGAACGAGGCCAUUGACGCGAGUGGAAGGGCAAUUUUCAGGAAGACGUUUGAUGAUUAUAAGAAGUUUGGGAAGUGGAGUGGUGUGUAGUCGCACACCGCAGCUCCACGGUAGUAAACACAGCUACUGUAAUGUUAGUUAGGCAAUUCCUUUUUUUUACAAUUGCGUCGUAGAAUGACCACCAGUGGGGUGAUGGUCCACCGGACACAAAUGUCAUGUUCAAAGCGGAGGCUGUGGAAGGUCCAGCAGAUUUGUUUGCUUUGCAGCCGCGGGGCUUCGUCGGACUAGGUAACGUCAACUCAAGCUACUGAUGUGUGCCUUGAAGAUGAACCACUUGGCAAGCCUCUCGUACUUGG
Molecule: messenger RNA, 4419 nt
Organism: Pseudomassariella vexata
Lineage: Eukaryota; Fungi; Ascomycota; Sordariomycetes; Amphisphaeriales; Pseudomassariaceae
Product: Urb2/Npa2 family-domain-containing protein
Exons: 3
Coding region: 116-4153 (1345 amino acids)
Biological process (GO): ribosome biogenesis
Cellular component (GO): nucleolus
Source: RefSeq, a predicted model, not a curated record